Aspergillus homomorphus CBS 101889 is the source of this 3297-nucleotide messenger RNA. RefSeq lists its product as uncharacterized. Gene Ontology annotation, molecular function: protein binding. Gene Ontology annotation, cellular component: cytoplasm. NCBI's taxonomy places the organism in Eukaryota, Fungi, Ascomycota, Eurotiomycetes, Eurotiales, Aspergillaceae. Gene Ontology annotation, biological process: autophagy; response to starvation. The record is from RefSeq and is a predicted model, not a curated record. The transcript is spliced from 2 exons. The coding region runs from base 1 to 3297 and encodes 1098 amino acids.
AUGCCACCGGCAGCCUCGGACGAUUUGUUUCGCCAGCAGAGCCGGUCUUCAGGUGACACCAUUCCACCUCCCGAGGAUACUACCCGUUCAAACCUGGAGAAUGAAAUCGGGGGAAAGAGCAAGAAGAAAGGGAAAAGCGGAUCGAAGGCCAAGGCUAAAGCGGCGAAAGCAGCGGCCAAGUCCUCACCUGGCGACCUAGAUGAAAUCUCACCACCUCUGCUGGCAGAGCCGUCGUCUUGUCCGAACCCUACAUUAGAUCCCCCAACCAGUCACAACAUUGUUUCCCCAGGUCUUGACGCCCUGGACUCCUUGGGAGAUUCUCCAGAGAACGAUGUCACCUACCGGACGGAUAGUUGGGCUAAGUCCAUUCCAUUCGGCAAAAGUCCUCCAAAUGACGUGACGGAUGGGGAGUUUGCUAGCGGAUCCCCAUUCGGAUUUCUCACAAGCCAUGAUAAAGGCGGUUUUAGUCACCCUUCAUCGGCAUCGCCUUCUAGCAGGACAAGGCCUCUGAGUUAUGGCCAUGGGUACGCUACCAGUAAUACGUCCAGGCAACAGUCUGUGGACCGCCAUAAGAGCAACUCUGUCAACAGCCCAUUCAAUAACCAGAUACCCUUGCCACAUUUGCCACAGGCUCACUUCUACGGCGCCCCAGAUGUUGAUUUACCGGUCUCUUCUGGACAGAGUAGGCCGAUCAGUGAGGGGAGCUACUCUUUCUGUGCCUUUGACACAAUCCCGAGCCCGUGGUUCAAGGCGUCUAGGAUCGGAAGCAACGUUCUUCUGGUCGGUACAGAUGGUGCUCUAGAUAUUCUCGCAAUAGAAGAUCAGAAGACUCGUCUGGUGGGUAAGCUGACAGGCCUGCCUGGUCGGGUGAUCGAAGCCAAAUUGUUGACCAGUACCUGGGCAAAUGACCCGAAUCCCGCACCCAGACCACAUAUCGCCAUCAUUACCCAUGGACCCUGUUCUAUUCCUGAGGAUGAGGGCCACGCCUCCUCCACCGGGUCGGAAACAAACGAAAUUCCGGCUGGCCGGCCAUCAGUUGCUGGUGGUCGUAUGAACAAGGACGAAUUGAAGUUUUACCAAACACGGGUCGAUGUUUAUUCUUUGAGAGAUGGAGAACAUAUCACGACGCUCCUGACGACACCACCAGUCCAGUCCUUUGGCAAUAUCCCGGGGAUGCCGUCUCUGGCUCCGCCGCCUGUCGGCAACCUGAAGCUUUAUGCUAGCGGCAGCUACGUUGUUUUGGCCUCGGGAUCUAGUGGAGAAGUUUACAUUUAUGGCAUAGGCAGGUACCAAUGCCUUGGGAAAAUGUGGACGAGUAUUCAGUCGAAGGAAUCUCGACGAUAUUCGACCUCUUCUAGCUCCACUGACCCGGAUGCCUCGCAGUCCGACUCUCCACACGGGCUUCCCAAUCACGACAGCCCGAUCAUUUCUCUUAGAGGAAGGUGGCUGGCCCUUGUUCCGCCCUCCGCCACCUACAGAGCGUCCCUUCGUGCAACGGUUCCUGCGUCUCUCUUACAGGGAAAGCCUGUCGGACUUGAGACUCGUAGCCCACCAUCGCGACCAGCAGUAACAUGCGUGACUGACGUCGGCGAAGGCGAAAGCUUCUUUGGCAAGGUCGCUCGAGGCGUUACACAAGAGCUUAUGCGUGGUGCUCGCUGGAUGGGUGAUCAAGGUCUACAAGCCUGGAACAGUUACUGGAACAAAGAACAAGCACAAAGCAUCCCUUCACGUCGUUCUCCCAACUUAAUGGAUUUCUCACCACAAGGCUACAACAUCUUUCCUCCAACGCACUCCCAAGAAACCCAGACUGCUUCUCCGGCCGAGCCGGAUUUGGUUGCGGUAACGGACUUACAAAGACUAGAAGAGGGCACAGAAACAAAGAACGCGCUGUUCGGUUCCAUGACCACGUUUCAGGUGCCAAAUGGCUGUAGCUUUCUCUCCUUCUCUCCCAACGGCUUGAUGUUACUUACGGUGAGUAAGAAGGGAGACGUGCAGUAUGUUUGGGAUCUUCUGCAGGCGAAGUAUUGCCGGGCAGGGGCUUUCCUAUCCGACGACCCAACAGCUGCACACCCGAGCGUGCGACAGGUUGCGAGAUUCUCACGGUUGACGGCAUCUCGUAUCAUUGACGUGGUAUGGUGCCCUCCAUCUGGAGACAAGCUCGCAAUUAUUACUGGUAAGCCCACGGUGCAUGUUUUCGACCUGCCACGGGCUGCUUUUCAGUGGCCUCCUUUCCGUCGGGCCAGACCACAGCCUGCCAAAGUCCCUAGCCGUGAUUUACCGGCCGAGGAGCUGUCUGACCGGGCUGCUGCCCCGAACCCCCUAUCAGCAGCUUUCAAAAUGGUUGGAGGGAAGACCCAACCCAUCCUUGCAGCAGUGAGGGGUCGUGCACCAUCGACUGGCGCGGCCUUCAAUACGAUGAGCGGAUUCACGAUUCCUUCUACUGCAGGUGUGAGUGGCAAGGCCGUUGCCGCUGGCCUCAGCAAAUCAAUGGGCGCUGCGGCCACUGGUACAGUCAAGACAGUCAAUACAUUUCGGCAUGGGGGUGAGCACCGUCUGCAUCUCUCCGGGCUUUCCCGUGACCCAGUCGCUUCUCGUGUAACUUGGAUAACCAGUAAGGGUUUACCCUUUCUGGGACUUCUCGAUGGAGGGUUCUUCCGCUUAUAUCGAAUCAAGCGCUCGGUGUCCACCAAUCGGAAUCGGCAGCUGCAGUCAGUGAUUGGAGAGAAGGAAUUGGAAUUUCGACUACCUCCGAAUCUGCAGACACCUUGCGGCCCUCUGACCGUUGGCACCCUUGGCACCCCAGGCACGGAGGCCAAGGUCUGGGCCACUCUGGCUCUGCCGUCUUCCACAGCCCGGCCUCUUGUGUCGUCGAAGCUCAAGGCUCAGCCGCUUUCGCAGGCGGAAAUCGAAACGAAUACGCCUUACCAACCAUUCCACACCGACCAGAGAGUAAACCUUUUUGUCUACUCGGAAACAGAUGACAUUGGGACAUCCGUACCCACAGGUCAGUGGGUCUUUGGGGGCUUCAUGCCGACGUCCAAGCUUCACGUGCGCCCAUUUAGCGCCCACAAUGAAGAUGAUGAGGAUGACAUGGUACAUGAGCAGCAUCAUGGCUUUGGAGGCGAGAUGGAGAACCUUAUCAGCCUAGGGAACAGCACUGGAAACCUUGAAGAAGUAGUCAUCACGACUCGUCGGAAGAAGAAGUCAACUUUAGCCUUGGCCUCGGGCAGUGGGGUCGACGAUGGAUUUUUUGAGGAUGACUGUGAGGUUUUGGACUUUGCGCGAGAUCGAGUUUGA